GGAAUGCACCUUACUGGUCACCGGAGUAAUGCACUCAUAUAAUGUUUAACUUCUUGUUCCGCAAUUACUUCUUUAUUAGGCAUCCAGAAGGUGUCAAAGCAAACCUGCCAUAUAUCUCCCCGGAAAGGCUGUGUUUUCAGAAGGCGCCCCAGAAAAGAUACAGUAUUAAACCAGGACAAACAUUAACAUGGCUAGCAUGGCUGUUCAGUUACUUGGCUUCUUCCUGAGUCUUCUUGGUCUAGCUGGGACCAUCACUGCUACCAUCCUGCCUCACUGGUGGAGAACGGCACAUGUGGGGACCAACAUCAUCACAGCCGUGGCGUACGUGAAGGGUCUCUGGAUGGAAUGUGUUUGGCACAGCACUGGGAUCUACCAGUGCCAACUCCACCGCUCGCCACUCGCUUUGCCUCGUGACCUUCAAGCAGCCCGUGCCAUGAUGGUGAUUUCCUGUGUUCUUUCAGCGCUGGCGUGCAUAGUUGCUGUGAUUGGCAUGAAGUGCACCCGAUGUGCCAAAGGGUCCUCUGCCAAGAAUGUAUUUGCCGUCUUGGGUGGAGUCCUUUUCAUACUGGCUGGGCUCAUAUGCCUCAUCCCUGUUUCUUGGUCAACCAAUGAUGUUGUCACUGAUUUCUACAAUCCUUUGCUGCCCAAUGGGAUGAAAUAUGAGAUUGGGCAAGCCCUUUACCUUGGCUUUGUCUGUGCUUCACUGAGUAUAAUUGGUGGAGUUAUCCUUUGUACUUCAUGCCAACGUACAGCCAACAACAUAAACUACCACCCUCAGCCAAGGAGUACAAGGGCAGCUCCAGCCUACCGACCACCCGUGGCCUACAAGGCAAACCAUACUUCAUCACUAACUUCUGCUUCACACAGUGGUUACAGAUUAAAUGACUAUGUGUGAGUUUUUUUGGUACCUUGCUGCUGCUUUUAAAAAAAGUUUUAUAUGUAGCUAUGUCAUGUCAGAAAGAAAUAUGUUAUUAAAUGUACAUAAUUUUUAUACAAUGUUUCCCAUUGUUCUACUUCUUGUGAGAAUAAUAUAUGUAAUUUUGAGGAGAAUUGCUUUGAAACCUGAAAUUUAAAAAAAACCUACAAUGUA
Molecule: messenger RNA, 1090 nt
Organism: Anolis carolinensis (green anole)
Lineage: Eukaryota; Metazoa; Chordata; Lepidosauria; Squamata; Anolidae
Gene: cldn14
Product: claudin 14
Exons: 1
Coding region: 188-895 (235 amino acids)
Biological process (GO): bicellular tight junction assembly; cell adhesion
Cellular component (GO): bicellular tight junction; plasma membrane
Molecular function (GO): structural molecule activity
Source: RefSeq, a predicted model, not a curated record